This is a messenger RNA of Notothenia coriiceps (black rockcod), 2507 nucleotides long. Its product is annotated as fatty acid 2-hydroxylase. Lineage: Eukaryota; Metazoa; Chordata; Actinopteri; Perciformes; Nototheniidae. Gene Ontology annotation, molecular function: fatty acid 2-hydroxylase activity; iron ion binding. The record is from RefSeq and is a predicted model, not a curated record. Gene Ontology annotation, biological process: lipid biosynthetic process; fatty acid metabolic process. The transcript is spliced from 4 exons. Gene Ontology annotation, cellular component: endoplasmic reticulum; membrane. The coding region runs from base 1 to 729 and encodes 242 amino acids.
AUGCUGACCAGCGCUUUUUUCAUUAAUGGAAUAUUCUCCGUGACGCAACGAAACUCGCGUCCGUACGGAUUCCAGCUUCUGAAAUAUGUCGCCAGAAUCCUGAAGAAAUUCCCUGUUUCUGCCGACUUCCCGGUGGACCUUACACCUGACUCGCUGACACCUUGGAUAGAAAUGCAGCUUCGCUUCAUCCUUAAGGUGUGUAUUAAUCUAAGUCCUUUGUGUGUGUGUUUCCCAGACUUCUCUAUCCCGAUCCAUAAGUACUUGUUCCCCCUGCUCUUUCUGAUGGGCUGGUUCUUGUGGUCGUUCAUCGAGUACUGCAUCCAUCGCUUCGUCUUCCACAUGAGACCCCCGGCCCAUAAUUACUACCUCAUCACGAUACACUUCCUCCUGCACGGACAGCACCACAAGUCUCCGUUCGACGGCGCUCGGCUGGUCUUCCCCCCCGGCCUGGCCUCCUUAGUGGUGGGAAGCUUCUAUCUAAUCCUCCUCAGCACGCUCCCGCAGAUCCUGGGGACCUCCGUGUUUGUAGGAGGACUGUGCGGCUACGUGGUGUACGAUAUGAUCCACUACUACCUUCACUACGGGUCGCCAAAGAAGGGCUCCUAUAUGUAUGGCCUGAAGGCCUACCACGUCAAACACCACUUUGAGCACCAGAAAGCAGGUUUUGGAAUCACCUCCACAUUCUGGGACCACCCGUUCAACACAUUGAUUCCCGAUGAGAAAUUCUAACAGAGAAAGGGCUCUCCUGAAGGGCCACAGGACUUAGCACCCAGCCCCCAUGCUACAUUCAGCCUUAGUCCAAUCUCUGCACCCAUACUUUUCAGAACCAAGGAGGAAGUUCUUCUUCUGAGGACUCCUGCGUCUCCACAACUACUCCACAGAUCCAUUCUGUAUCACAUAUCAUCCUGCUUUUUGUUUCCAUUUUGCUACACCUUUGUGAAGACCAGUUUGCAAUCUUUCUGCACGGUUAUCAUUCCUUUCUGUGCCAUUUAUUGUACAACCCAACCAACAUCUACUACUGCUGUGCUGUGCUCUUCUCCACAUAACCAUUCACAAUUAUGUACAGCUAGGUGUUAUACCAUGGAUAAAAAGGGAGGAACACACGAAAAAUCAAAAGACACACGUCGGUGUGCUUCUAUGUAAUUUCACUGUUGCAUUUUCAUUGCAUGUUUAGGGAAUUACAUCCUGUAAUGCUUUAGAAAACACUGAAGAAACCAAACAAAUAUUCACAACACACUCUUCCUGGUUCCUAAAAAAUAUCGCUAACAGCAUAACGCAAAUUAAUGCGGACCCAUUUGUGUGAAAAUGUUCACACACAGAAAGCGCACACAAACGUCCCUCAGAGGAGGACAGAGGGAAAAGUGAUAGAUGGUUGGUGAAUUUGGAAGACGGGGAAGGGAAAUGAUGUGACAAUAAAUGUGUGUAGGGACUAAAUGACUGGUGAACUUACAUUGAAAUCCUUCCUCCCCACUAUCUGCAGCCUAAAAAUACUCGUCUACAUUAUGUUCUGUCUGCCAUUAAGCUGCAAGGCCUCGCUGCUAUCACUCUGUUAGACUGCAGGUUUGUAACAAUCAACAUAAGCUCCUCCCAACAUGCUUUUCCUCAAUGUUGUUUUUGGUUUCAGAUUUAAUUUGGCAGUUUAGACUUAAUUUAUUAACUAUAACCAAAGCUGCAUAAGUGAAAUGCUACUGUAGGGCACUCAUGCAAUGCACCAUUAAUGUAAAGCAGAGUCCUUAAUAUCUGAAACCACUGUGGAGAUAUAUUUUUGCAUGUCCUUUGUAAUAUUCCCUCUGUUUCCUUUCUGUUUUGUCAUUAUUGAUUACGCAACAAUGUUAAAAAAAUACUUGCUUUGUACAUAAUUGCACCAGCUUUACGUAGUCAGAGGAUGUUAAAAUGUGUCAGAGGGGCAGAGAGGCAUGAGGCCAGCCUGUUGGACCUCCUGCUGUGGGGAUCUCGGGGUCAAAUGUCACCUUGUUAGCUAGGUGACAAAGGUGGAUUUAUUUUUUAAAUGUCAACAAGCAGAACUUUGGUCUUUUUAAGGUUAUUUUUAGUCUCCACCUUCAGGUCUCACUCCAUCCCUUUAAAGCCCCUUUGUUAGCUGCCCUGCAGACCCCCGCAGGAUGACGAUGGAUGAACAUCUGACUGGACAGCAGGAGGUCUUACAGUCACUGGCGGAUCCUCAUAAUGUCUCUUCUAAACACUCGACAACAUCACUGAUAACUAAAGCAGAACAAACGUGAUUAGUGACAGUAAAAAUAUAUAACUGCAGAAAAUCAUUUUAAUCUACUUUUCUAGUGUGAAGAAAGGGUCAGAUUUAAAUAAUAUAUAUGUAUAUGUACACAUGUAAAAUAAAAUGCCGAAUCUAUUUCAAAGAGUUUUGAACAGUAAAAUAAUUCCUUAUUGCAAAGCUUAUUUUUCUUAAAUUCAGAGCAGCAAUAAUAAUUAUGGCUUUAUGUAAAGAGGGCUACGGAAGAGGAUUAAGGCAAUAUAAAUUGAGAAAAAAUAAU